AUGGUCACUCACAGGAGAUAUCAUCAAACGAAUUCAACCCUUAUUAAGGAGGAAGCCGGAUUUGUGUAUGAAGAGGCUUGUGUGAAGGAGGAGUGGGAGGACAGCACAGCCGGGUGCGGCGUGAGCGAGGCCGCCAUGCCGGCCGGCCUGUACGACGAGCACGUGGUCAAGGACGAGCUCGUGCUGGGGCCGGAGCGCCCGCACCGCCCCAUAGUCGCCCCGGUGGUGACAGCGCCCACUCUCGUCUCCUCUGCGGUGGUGUCGGGUCGGCGCGGCUCGUGCUCGGUCAGGCUGGAGCGCCUGCUGGUGGACGCGGCGCGGCGCACCUGCCGGGUCGGGCGCCGCACAUACAAGCUGCACGCCACCGAGCCCGCACCCACACCCCAUGUCACCACCACCAUCUAUCAAUGUCACCAUUGCGGCAAACUGUUCAGGAGCAAGUCGGUUCUGAAGAAGCACGUACACACUCACUCGCCUUUACAUAAUCCAACCGUAGGGGAUUAUCGUUUAGAACGACAUCAAAUGCUACAUGGUGACAAAAAACUGACGAAAAAGGCUCACAUGAUUAUACACUCAGGCGAAAAGCCUUUCAGGUGUAAAUACUGUGGCUACGAGAGUAGUAGAAAGUCAAAUUUACGGACUCACCUGAUGACUCACACAGACGAGAAGCGUUUCAGGUGUACACACUGUGACCACAAGUCUAGAACAAAAGCACACUUACGGUAUCACCUGAUGACUCAUACAGACGAGAAGCCUUUCAGUUGUAGUCACUGUGGCUACAAGGGUAAAAGAAAAGCACAAUUACAGAGACACCUGAUGACUCACACAGAAGAGACGCCUUUCAGUUGUAGUCACUGUAGCUACAAGUGUAAAAGAAAAACACAGUUACGGAAACACCUGAUGACUCACGCAGACGAGAAACAUACCAAUUGUAGUCACUGUAGCUACACAUGUAGAAGUAAAGCAGAUUUACAGAGUCACCUGAUGACUCACACAGACGAGAAAUCUUUCGGGUGUACUCACUGUGCCUACAAGUGUAGAAGAAAAGCAGAUUUACAGCGUCACCUGAUGACUCACACCGACGAGAAGCCUUUCAGGUGUACACACUGUGACCACAAAUCUAGAACAAAAGCAGAUUUACAGCGUCACCUGAUGACUCACACAGACGAGAAGCCUUUCAGUUGUAGUCACUGUAGCUACAAGUGUAAAAGAAAAGCACAAUUACAGGUUCACCUGAUGACUCACACAGAAGAGACGCCUUUCAGUUGUAGUCACUGUAGCUACAAGUGUAAAAGAAAAGCACAGUUACAGACUCACCUGAUGACUCACACAGACGAAAAACAUAUCAGUUGUAGUCACUGUAGCUACACGUGUAGAAGUAUAUCAGAUUUACAGAGUCACCUGAUGACUCACACAGACGAGAAAUCUUUCGGGUGUACUCACUGUGCCUACAAGUGUAGAAGAAAAGCAGAUUUACAGAGUCACCUGAUGACUCACACCGACGAGAAGCCUUUCAGGUGUACACACUGUGACCACAAAUCUAGAACAAAAGCAGAUUUACAGCGUCACCUGAUGACUCACACAGACGAGAAGCCUUUCAGUUGUAGUCACUGUAGCUACAAGUGUAAAAGAAAAGCACAAUUACAGGUUCACCUGAUGACUCACACAGAAGAGACGCCUUUCAGUUGUAGUCACUGUAGCUACAAGUGUAAAAGAAAAGCACAGUUACAGACUCACCUGAUGACUCACACAGACGAAAAACAUAUCAGUUGUAGUCACUGUAGCUACACGUGUAGAAGUAAAGCAGAUUUACGGACUCACCUGAUGACUCACACAGACGAGAAGCGUUUCAGGUGUACACACUGUGACCACAAGUCUAGAACAAAAGCACACUUACGGUAUCACCUGAUGACUCACACAGACGAGAAAUCUUUCGGGUGUACUCACUGUGCCUACAAGUGUAGAAGAAAAGCAGAUUUACAGACUCACCUGAUGACUCACACUGACGAGAAGCCUUUCAGUUGUAGUCACUGUAGCUACAAGUGUAAAAGAAAAGCACAAUUACAGGUUCACCUGAUGACUCACACAGACGAGAAGCCUUUCAGUUGUAAACACUGUGACCACAAGUCUAGAACAAAAGCACACUUACAGUUACGGAAACACCUGAUGACUCACACAGACGAGAAGCCUUUCAGGUGUAGCCACUGUAGCUACAACUUGGCAAAUUGCUCACAGAGAGUUAUGAGUUCUCGAAGGCCCCCAACUCCCAAUGGACUCAGCAGCGCCAUGUCGUCUGCGUAG
This is a messenger RNA of Cydia amplana, 2301 nucleotides long. RefSeq names its product oocyte zinc finger protein XlCOF6-like. Gene Ontology annotation, biological process: regulation of transcription by RNA polymerase II. Lineage: Eukaryota; Metazoa; Arthropoda; Insecta; Lepidoptera; Tortricidae. Bases 1 to 2301 code for a protein of 766 amino acids. Gene Ontology annotation, molecular function: RNA polymerase II transcription regulatory region sequence-specific DNA binding; DNA-binding transcription factor activity, RNA polymerase II-specific. Gene Ontology annotation, cellular component: nucleus. The record is from RefSeq and is a predicted model, not a curated record. The transcript is spliced from 4 exons.